Messenger RNA from Kockovaella imperatae, 3358 nucleotides. RefSeq lists its product as hypothetical. The record is from RefSeq and is a predicted model, not a curated record. Gene Ontology annotation, cellular component: cytoplasm. Gene Ontology annotation, molecular function: protein binding. Bases 107 to 3304 code for a protein of 1065 amino acids. Gene Ontology annotation, biological process: positive regulation of TORC1 signaling. Lineage: Eukaryota; Fungi; Basidiomycota; Tremellomycetes; Tremellales; Cuniculitremaceae. The transcript is spliced from 13 exons.
GGACAAUUCAAGUGACCAGGAUUCAUGUACUCCUCCUCUUCUUGUACAUCAUCCAUAUCUUGGUCAUGUAGGGAAGCCAACGACUCCGCCCAGUCAGUAGCUCAACAUGGCUCUCUCAGGCUCAUUCAGAGCAACGUUGGCUGAACCAAUCCCUUCUGAUCCGCCUCGCUUCGUGGUCGGAGGUCAGACGGGAUCCGCGUCCGGGGAUGUCAAGAUGUAUGAAUGGCAUCGGACGCGUGGUGAGAUGCGACUUUUGGGACUCCAAACGGAUGUAGGGCAGCUCAGGGCCGUGGCUUGGUCACCUCUACCCACGCACCGACACAUAGUCGCCGCUGGUUUAUCCACUGGUAGAACUUUGAUCAUAUCUCUAUCACCUCAGACGCUCUCAGUCAAUGUCCCCGCGAAUCUCGGCACUCCAUCAUCCUCUACAUCCACUUCUACCGCUGCUGUUCUUGCACUGAAGAACCCAAGGUCCUCGACUUGCGUUGCAUUUUCCCCUCUUGACCCAAAUUAUCUCGCGACGGGAUACGAUAGGCAUCGAUCCGAUUACUCUCUACUCGUCUGGGACAUCUCCGCAGCCAUGUCCUUGAUUCCUCCAGAUACUCAGAGCGCUUGGCAUCGACCUCUGGAGAGGCUGGAAGUGACGACUGCUCGGACGACGACCGGUGGCCUCUCUGAAGAUUCAAAACCCACGGAACCGAGACACAUUCAACAGUACUGCGCAUCCGAACAAGUCAAUGAUGUCGCUUUCCUGCCUUCAGCGUACAAUAUCCUCGCAUCGACGAACAACAAGCAAAUUCGAAUGUUUGAUCUUCGAGCGCCGAAUUCAGGUCAAACCCCUGAUCCAUCGAAUAAUCACGUCUCGAUGCAGUGGAUCACUCGGGCCGUUCAGAGUCUUUCACCGGAUCCAAGUGCUCCGUAUCGUUUUGCAAGUUACGAGUCAUCCAAUUCGGGUAGCACAGUCCGAAUGUGGGAUACUAGAAAGUCGGGCGCCGAGCUAUUGUCAUUAGAUAUCAGUGGAGCCAUCCUUGGUAUCUCGUGGGCGCAAGGUGGAAGUGGCGUCUCACGGCUAGGUGUCGGCACGAAGGAUGGCGUCAGUGUGUGGGAAGUCAUCAACGGUCGUACUGUUGGUGAUGAUGGAACCCAUGAGUGGACUAGUCUAGGGGAGAUGAAACAAGUCAUUCGAGCCAAGCAGAACCUCCAGUCCUUCACCUUCUCGCAAUCUUCUGACAAGCACCGACCGGACAUCUUCUUCGUCCUCAAAGAUGGGAGUCUGAACGUCGGGUCACUCUCAUCAGCUCCUAAAGUGGCUUCAGGAGCCCGCGGUGACAUGGCCAUCGUGUCGAAGGAUGCGAUCGUCGUGGAUCCUCGCAUCAGCACGGAUGCAGCUUCGGAUGAACAAAGCUUGGAUUCAGAAGACGAAGGAGGGACCAUCACCCGAGCGAACCCAUUUCAACUGCAACCUGCCAGAGUGUCGACCAUUUUGGCCGAAGCACAAAGCUCUCGACCCGUCAGUCCUGCCCCGUCGACUUUGCUUCGUGGCAUGCGACGCGGUCCACCGCUCGAUCCGGAGGAUGGCAUCCAUCGUGAUUUGAUGAGAAGUGAACACUUGGAUUGGAGAUCGUGGCAGAGACUAUUGAGAAGUGAAAUGGGUCGCAUCAUGCAGCGACGAGCGGCAGAAGGCUACGGUGUAUCAAAUCUCCAAUUAAAUGCUGCUAUAGCGACCAAGUACCCGGGAAGCGAGAGACUCGCUGGAGUAUGGGAAUUUGUAGACCAUCUCAUUCAGGUGAUGAAUCCAAAGACAUCCCGCGACCGUUCUAUCAACCUCUCUCACGCUGGAAUCUACGCCAUUUGGACUGGACAAGACCUGUCCAAACCUACCCCAGUUUCUCCUCCCGCCUCUAUCCGCUCGCAGUCUACCCUUCUAUCCGAAUCGACCGAGCUUCGUAAUCCCUCCUUGACACCUACCGCUCGCGAGCCUGUCAAGCAAAACUCCGCUGCAUGGACAUCCCUCCGACACACCCAGCAUCAAAUGCCUGCUAGGUCGACGCCAAACGUCCCUCAAGUCAGUCAUACGCCGCCUUGGUCUCGCUAUGAUGCCGCUCUAGACCACGAGUUCUCGGCUGCUGUUGAGAAUCUCAGCAGACAUCGCGAUGAUGGCAAACGUGCACAACGUCUACCUUCAUCUUCAAAGAUAGCUCAACGGAGUAUUAUUCUCGCAGUGUGCGGCGAUAAAGGCUCGGAUGAAAUCCAUCGUCUCAUUGAAGACGGUAAUCGCACAAAGGCUUCGUGUCUUGCAUACUUUUCCGGCGAAGAGGAGUUCGCCAUCCGGAUAUUGCUGCAUAGCUCCAACUCGAAUCACAGGUUGUUAGGUACGACACUCGCCGGUUUCCUCCAGAAUACCCAAUCGACUCGGGGUACGUCGAGUUUUUUCGAGGAGCAUUGGCAAACGCUAGUUGCUCGAGUGGACGACCCCUAUAUGCGAGCCGUGCUGUCAAAGGUCGCUGGAGAAGGAUGGGACAGCGUCAUGGAGGAAGAAGCGAUGCCACUGUUGGACCGUCUGGCGAUUGCAGUGCAUAAUGUCAAUGAUCAAGAGCUGGGCGACUUCCUCUCUAACCGAUAUUCCCGCUUCAGUCGGUCGACUCUGCCCAAUCUGAGCAAUUUUCUCGCACUGCUAGGUUUUACCUCGCCGAGUAUUCAAGGCUUCCAGCGGUAUCUGGAACGGACGGGCGACCUGCAAACAGUCGCUCUGCUCUCAGUCUUCUUCCCUCAAUCAAGAUUGUCACAGCGGGAGCAAGAGACCAUUCGUCAUUGGACGGAGGCUUAUAGAUCCUUAUUGGACAGUUGGGGCAUGUGGGGUGAGAGGAUCGAUCUGGACACGCGACGUAUGGAGAUUGGCAAGAUGCUAGGCGAGGAUAGAGUGGCGGAGGAGGAUCUCGGCUCUGGCAAGGGGAUAUGCCCAGUGUGCAGCAAUGCCUUGAGCAAGGCACACGAGGAGCAUCUUCAAGGAGCGACGAAGAAUCGAGUGCCGCCGAAACAGAGGCAAGCCAAUUGUACAUAUUGUGGCCAAGCUCUACCUCGAUGUGUCAUCUGCUUGAGACACGUAGAGUCGAUGCAUCGGGACGAUUGGGACGAAUGGGUGGAUAUUGGAGAUACGAUCGACCAAGCGUAUGUGUGUUGCCUGACUUGUCGGCAUGGAGGUCACGCCAAUCAUAUUUUGCCUUGGUUCGAGGGCGAGCAGGGCGAAGGAGGCAACUCGGUAUGCCCAGUGUCAGGCUGUGAUUGUCAUUGUGCAGAGAUCUAGCGGGGAGGGCCUUGGAGUCAAUUGAGAAUCAGCGAUCAGUGUGCACCACGGAAU